GCGAUCGCGGGCCCGGAGCUCAGCGGUCGGCUGCCGGCGGCGGGAGAUUGCGGGCGAGCGGAACGCUACAUUCGCUUGGUUGCGGAGAUCGGCGCUCGGCCGGGUGAGCAUGAGCCUGGGAGAUGGCAGUGAUGGAAAUGGCCUGCCCAGGCGCCCCUGGCUCAGCAGUGGGGCAGCAGAAGGAACUCCCCAAAGCCAAAGAGAAGACGCUGCCACUGGAGAAGAAACAGAGCUCUGUCUACAAGCUUGAGGCUGUGGAGAAGAGCCCUGUGUUUUGUGGAAAAUGGGAGAUCCUGAACGACGUGAUUACCAAGGGCACAGCCAAGGAAGGAUCCGAGGCGGGGCCAGCUGCCAUCUCUAUCAUCGCCCAGGCUGAGUGCGAGAAUAGCCAAGAGUUCAGCCCCACCUUUUCAGAACGCAUUUUCAUCGCUGGGUCCAAACAGUACAGCCAGUCUGAGAGUCUUGAUCAGAUCCCCAACAAUGUGGCCCAUGCUACGGAGGGCAGAAUGGCCCAUGUGUGUUGGAAGGGAAAGCGUCGCAGCAAAGCCCGGAAGAAACGGAAGAAGAAGAGCUCAAAGUCCCUGGCUCAUGCAGGAGUGGCCUUGGCCAAACCCCUCCCCAGGACCCCUGAGCAGGAGAGCUGCACCAUCCCAGUGCAGGAGGAUGAGUCUCCACUCGGCGCCCCAUAUGUUAGAAACACCCCACAGUUCACCAAGCCUCUGAAGGAACCAGGCCUUGGCCAACUCUGUUUCAAGCAGCUUGGCGAGGGCCUGCGGCCGGCUCUGCCUCGAUCGGAACUCUACAAACUGAUCAGCCCCGUGCAGUGUCUGAGCCACGUGUGGAAACUGCACCACCCCCAGGACGGAGGCCCCGUGCCCCCACCCACACACCCCUUCCCUUAUAGCAGACUGCCCCAUCCCUUCCCAUUCCACCCUCUCCAGCCCUGGAAACCUCACGCCCUGGAGUCCUUCUUCCUGGGCAAACUGGCCUGUGUAGACAGCCAGCGACCCUUGCCUGGCCCACACCUGAGCAAACUGGCCUGUGUAGACAGCCGGAAUCCCCUACCUGGCCCACACCUGAGCAAACUGGCCUGUGUAGACAGCCAGAAGCCCCUGCCUGGCCCACACCUGGAGCCCAGCUGCCCAUCUCGCGGUGCCCACGAGAAGUUUUCUGUGGAGGAAUACCUGGUGCAUGCUCUGCAAGGCAGCGUGAGCUCAGGCCAGGCCCACAGCCUGACCAGCCUGGCCAAGACCUGGGCAGCAGGGGGCUCCAGGCCCCGAGAGCCCAGUCCCAAAACUGAGGACAGCGAGGGUGUCCUGCUCACUGAGAAACUCAAGCCAGUGGACUAUGAGUACCGAGAAGAAGUCCACUGGGCCACACAGCAACCCUGCCUGGGCAGAGGCUCCUUCGGAGAGGUGUACAGGAUGCAGGACAGGCAGACUGGCUUCCAGUGCGCUGUCAAAAAGGUUCGGCUGGAAGCAUUUCGGGCAGAGGAGCUGAUGGCAUGUGCAGGAUUGACCUCGCCCAGAAUUGUCCCUUUGUAUGGAGCUGUGAGGGAAGGACCUUGGGUCAACAUCUUCAUGGAGCUGCUGGAAGGUGGCUCUCUGGGCCAACUGGUCAAGGAACAGGGCCGUCUCCCGGAGGACCGGGCCCUCUACUACCUGGGCCAGGCCCUGGAGGGGCUGGAAUACCUCCACUCACGGAGGAUUCUGCAUGGGGACGUCAAAGCUGACAACGUGCUCCUGUCCAGCGAUGGGAGCCAUGCGGCCCUCUGUGACUUUGGCCAUGCUGUGCGUCUUCAACCCGAUGGCCUGGGGAAGUCCUUGCUCACAGGGGACUACAUUCCUGGCACAGAGACCCACAUGGCGCCAGAGGUGGUGCUGGGCAGGCGCUGCGGCGCCAAGGUGGACGUCUGGAGCAGUUGCUGCAUGAUGCUGCACAUGCUCAAUGGCUGCCAUCCCUGGACCCAGUUCUUCCGGGGGCCGCUCUGCCUCAAGAUUGCCAGCGAGCCCCCGCCUGUGAGGGAGAUCCCACCCUCCUGCGCCCCUCUCACAGCCCAGGCCCUCCAAGAGGGACUGAGGAAAGAGCCCAUCCACCGCGCAUCUGCGGCAGAGCUGGGAGGGAAGGUCAGCCGGGCACUACAGCAAGUGGGAGGUCUGAAGAGCCCUUGGAGGGGAGAAUACAAAGAACCAAGACAUCCACCGCCAAAUCAAGCCAAUUAUCACCAGACCCUCCAUGCACAGCCAAGGGAGCUUUCGCCAGGGGCCCCACGGCCCCAGCCAGCCGAGGAGACAACAGGCAGAGCCCCUGAGCUCCAGCCUCCUCUCCCACCAGAGCCCCCAGAGCCAAACAAGUCUCCUCCCUUCACUUUGAGCAAAGAGGAGUCUGGGAUGUGGGAACCCUUACCUCUGUCCUCCCUGGACCUGGCCCCUGCCAGAAACCCCAGCUCACCGGAGCGGAAAGCAACCUUCCCGGAGCAGGAGCUGCAGCAGCUGGAAAUAGAAUUAUUCCUGAACAGCCUGUCCCAGCCAUUUUCUCUGGAGGAGCAGGAACAAAUUCUCUCAUGCCUCAGCAUCGACAGCUUCUCCCUGUCAGAUGACAGCGAGAAGAACCCAUCAAAGGCCUCUCAGAGCUCGCGGGACACCCUGAGCUCAGGCGUACACUCCUGGAGCAGCCAGGCGGAGGCUCGAAGCUCCAGCUGGAACAUGGUGCUGGCCCGGGGGCGGUCCACCGACACCCCAAGCUAUUUCAAUGGUGUGAAAAUCCAAAUACAGUCUCUCAAUGGUGAACACCUGCACAUCCGGGAGUUCCACCGAGUCAAGGUGGGAGACAUCGCCACUGGCAUCAGCAGCCAGAUCCCAGCCGCAGCCUUCAGCUUGGUGACCAAAGACGGGCAGCCUGUUCGCUACGACAUGGAGGUGCCAGACUCGGGCAUCGACCUGCAGUGCACGCUGGCCCCCGACGGCAGCUUUGCCUGGAGCUGGAGGGUCAAGCAUGGCCAGCUGGAGAACAGGCCCUAGCCCUGCCCUCCGCCGCCAGCUCCACGCUGCCGGAAGCAGCCUUCCUGCUCGGUGCACGAUGCUGCCCUGAAUCACAGGCUCAGCCACUCCCAGGGAUCUGCCAACCCCUGGCUCAGCAGUGGGACCAAAAGCUGGCAGCAGCAAGGUGGGGGUGAGCAGAAUGCCUCCCAGGAUUUCCCACCUGAGUCCUGCCCCACCCUGCUGGGAAGACACUCUGUCUGCCACGUGAGGAGACAAAGGAGGCUGGCAGGAGUUCCCUUGGGGAACAAACAGGAUCUUCUCUGCCCUGCCCUAGUCGAGUUGGCCUGACCCGCUUGGAUCAGUGACCAUUUGCUGGCAGGCAGGAGGGCAGCUUCCAGCCUGGGUCAGAAGGGGUGGGCGAGCCCCUCAGCCCCUCACCCUCCAGGCUGGCGUGAGGGUGUUGAGUGUGUAAGGGUUCACACUGAGGUUCAGUGCAGAACCAGGGCAGAAGGUAUGCCCACCUGUACGUUAAGGGGCCCUCUUGACCCCCUUGCCUGGCCUCACCUGGCCAGCUCACCCCUUUUGGGUGUAGAGGAAUGCGUGACCCUGGGAAGGCUCCCUGGUAGAAUACAUCGCAGUUCCAGGUUGUGGCAACACAGGUUCUGAGUUGACCUCUGGUUCAGCCAAGGGCCAAAGCAGCUGUGUUAGUGACACGGUUCUCAGUCCCGAACACGUGCCCCUGUGCUGCUGGCUACCAGACCGCCCCAGAGCAGCAGCAGAGCCCCUGCAGGCCUGGUACUGCCCUGACUCGCUGGCGCUGCGUUCCCUCAUCUGUAAAGGUAAAAAAAGGUGAUAGGAUGCGCCUGAUGGGAGCGGUCUGCAGAUGGACAUGAUCAGUGCUGAAGAAAGCAGACCAGACACUCCGGUCAGUCUCCAGAGUGCCGGUCCCCCAGAGCACAGCUCAGCAUCACACUGGCAUUCACCCUGCCCUGCCCCUGGCCGGAGGGUACUGCCAAUGGCACUUUGCACUCUGAUGACCUCAAAGCACUUUCAUGGCUGCCCUCUGGCAGGAGAGGCAGUGGCUCUGCCACAGCACCGCAGGCCAGGAGGUGGGGUGAAGGGAUACAGUCUUGAGUUGUCCACAUGCAUGUGACCCCUCAAACCUCCUCCAGAUUUGUCUAAGCAUAGCACCCCUUCCCCAUUGCCCCAGCUUAGCCUCUUCUCCAGGGCAGCUGCUCAGGACUCACGUAGCAUUAAAUCAGCUGUGAAUCGUUAGGGGGUGUCUGCUUGCCUCAACCCCCUGGGGCAGGGACACUGAGACUCCUUGGGAGGCUCAUCCCCACGUCUUGCCAAGGCAGCCACAUCCAGCCAGACUGCUCCCGGGGAGAGAGCCCGGCCCCAGCACAUGAAGAACUGCAGCCUUGGUACUGCAGAGUGUGGGUGUAGAGAACUCUUUGUGAGCAAUAAAGUUUGGGGUGAUAACAGAUGUUUCCAG
Molecule: messenger RNA, 4476 nt
Organism: Saimiri boliviensis boliviensis (Bolivian squirrel monkey)
Lineage: Eukaryota; Metazoa; Chordata; Mammalia; Primates; Cebidae
Gene: MAP3K14
Product: mitogen-activated protein kinase kinase kinase 14
Biological process (GO): protein phosphorylation; canonical NF-kappaB signal transduction
Molecular function (GO): protein serine/threonine kinase activity; ATP binding
Source: RefSeq, a predicted model, not a curated record